CCAGAAUGCCCAGAGAAAAUUUGAUUGUCUGGCUUGGUAACUACCAACCAAACUCACAUGUGCCCGAGCCAGGAGUCAAACACAGGUUGCCUUGGUUGAUACUGAUGAUCAAACAACAGAGAUGUGUUUGAGGUGUGGCAAAAGUAUUCCUCUUCAACGUCUUCGCCUCCAUAUUGAUGCUCGUGGGACUGAUGAGGUAGAUGCAGCCAGUGCAAAGAUGAGCCAGGGACAGAUUCCAGUCUGCAAAUUUGCAUGUUUCCCUGUCAGCACCAUAGAAGAGCAUGCUGCAAGUUGUUGUGAGAACCAGCUGUCUAAUCCCACCCUUGCUAGGACUCUUGAUGCAGAGUUAGAUGCCAUAGCAGCAAAGGUUGGAGACUGUAAUGAAAACUGGCUAAUCAAUGUUGUGAGGAGAAAUUUCUUUAAAACAACAUUUGAAGAACUAUCGGAUGCUUUGACAAUUGACUGGGAAAAACCUAUGAAAAUUCACUUCAUAGGAGAAGAAGGCUUAGAUGCAGGUGGCUUAACCAGGGCGUUUUUCAGCUUGUUGUUUAGGAACAAUGACCUUUUUGAAAAUGGAUCAUUUAGAUUAGAUUCAGGCCUGCUUGAAAAGAAGACUUAUGAAACAAUGGGAAGAGCUACUGUACGUGCCAUCCUCGCAGGACACCCAGGCCCAAAAUGUUUUAAUCCAUUGCUGGCCAGGUUCAUUUGUACUGGUGAAGAACCAGAUCUAGCAGAUAUACCAGAUGAAUAUGUUGGAAGGCCUGAUGUGUUAGCAGCCAUACAAGAGAUCUCAACAGACAGUACGGGAUCUGGAGACCUUGUUCAAAGACAUGGUGAUCUGCUGGAGCAGGCGGGCUUUAGAAAAGUUUUGUCAUCAUCAACUACCAGUGAAGCUGUACAUGCUCUGAAACGGCACUUCACCUUUUAUCAUGUGAUUGGACCACUUCUUCAAUUCAGACAAGGUUUGAAACUUCUUGGUGUUCAAACUGCCAUCCAGGGACAUGUCGAGGAGAGUAUAAAGUUCUUUACCACAUCUCCAGUUAGUGCGUCAGAUGUACAAAGUUUCUUCAAACCGACUUACACACCAAAUAGCGAAUUGAAGCCGAGGGAAGAAAUGAUCAUGUAUAACUUUGGGAAAUUCUUAAAGAAAGCGGAACGUAUGUACUUAAAAAAAUUUAAUAUGUUAUUCAUGUCUGCAUGUGAGCAUCUUUAUAUGCACUUCAAAUUUAACAGAACCCCCAGGGCUGUCCCUAAUUUUUAGACCCAGUAAAGGUCCCAUUCACCUAGCCAAGGAAUGUACCUAUUUCACCAAAUUUGGUCAAAAUUCCCCUCCAUUAUCCCAAAAUGUUUAACCUUUGAAAAAAUGAUUACAAGUCAAAUGGCAAAAAAAAAUCAUUGAUUAUUGACACUUCCUUGUGUAAU
Messenger RNA from Mya arenaria, 1422 nucleotides. RefSeq lists its product as uncharacterized. Gene Ontology annotation, molecular function: ubiquitin-protein transferase activity. NCBI's taxonomy places the organism in Eukaryota, Metazoa, Mollusca, Bivalvia, Myida, Myidae. The record is from RefSeq and is a predicted model, not a curated record. Bases 122 to 1261 code for a protein of 379 amino acids. The transcript is spliced from 7 exons.